UUUAGAAUGCAUGAGUUGUAAUGAAUGUAUUGGUACUUUUACUCAAGUAAAGCAUCUGAAAACUUCCAAGACCAAAUAAAAUGUAUAUGUUUCUGAGCGACAUGUUGUGCUUCUUCCUCUCACAGAUUUGGCUUUGUGCACGACAAGGUUUCAGCUUCUGCCUUCAACUUCCCGUCUGAGAACAAGCCCCAGUAUGUCCACGUCACAGGCACCAUGUUCCUGCAGCUGCCCUACUCCAGGAGGAAGUUCUCCAGCGGGCAGCAGCGGCGGCGCAGGAACUCCAACAGCUCCAACAGCCAGGGGCCGUACGGCAGCGAGGAGCGGGUGGGCUACUACUGGGCCUACAACACCAUGCUGACCAAGGCCUGGAGGACGGGGGUGCUGGGGGACGAGAGGCUAGCCGACCGGCUGCUGCGAGACUUCACCGACUUCUGCGCCAACAAAGACAACCGGCUGCUGCAGCUGUGGGAUGGCUGCCAGGAGAAGAUGAACGCCAGUGCGCCCUGAACGCAGCUUCAGAUCUUUUACUAAAGUAAAGUUACUAAUAUCACGGUGUAGAAAUUAUCUUCUACAAUUCCUGGAUUUUUGUUUUUUACUUCAAAGAAGUACCAAAAGCAUCGAUAUGUUUGAAGUACCAAAAGAAUCGAUAUGUUUGAAGUACCAAAAGCAUCGAUAUGUUUGAAGUACCAAAAGAAUCGAUAUGUUUGAAGUACCAAAAGCAUCGAUAUGUUUGAAGUACCAAAGGCACCAAUAUGUUUGAAGUACCAAAAGCAUCGAUAUGUUUGAAGUACCAA
Messenger RNA from Notothenia coriiceps (black rockcod), 794 nucleotides. Its product is annotated as DEP domain-containing protein 5-like. NCBI's taxonomy places the organism in Eukaryota, Metazoa, Chordata, Actinopteri, Perciformes, Nototheniidae. The transcript has 2 exons. The record is from RefSeq and is a predicted model, not a curated record. The coding region runs from base 214 to 507 and encodes 97 amino acids.